This is a messenger RNA of Sardina pilchardus (European sardine), 4885 nucleotides long. RefSeq names its product SH2 domain containing 3A (gene sh2d3a). The coding region runs from base 208 to 2835 and encodes 875 amino acids. Gene Ontology annotation, molecular function: guanyl-nucleotide exchange factor activity; phosphotyrosine residue binding. The transcript is spliced from 15 exons. The record is from RefSeq and is a predicted model, not a curated record. Gene Ontology annotation, biological process: positive regulation of peptidyl-serine phosphorylation; small GTPase-mediated signal transduction. Lineage: Eukaryota; Metazoa; Chordata; Actinopteri; Clupeiformes; Clupeidae.
GGCUGGAUAAUAGAGAUUGAGAGAGAGAGAGAGAGAGAGAGAGAGAAGAAACAAAAAAGGUGGGAAUAAAAGAGGUGUGGGAGUAUAACUAAUAGAGAGAGAGAGAGAGAGAAAGAGAGAGAUUGUGAAAACCAAAGAAGAGGGAAGGGACAGACACUUGACUUGUUGAAGGUUCCGCUGUGCAUUAUUACACAGGCUGCAACAGACAUGAACAAUCGAUCUAUAGCGUGGUGGCUGAGACAGAUCGGCCUGCCCCAGUACACCAAGAGCCUGGAGGGAGUGUAUUAUGGUCUGGAGGGUUUACUGCAUGUAAAUGAUAAAGACCUAAAAGACGCAGGGGUGGAUGAUGCCGAACAUAGAGCCACCAUACUCACCCAGCUAUGCAAACACCAACAGAAACUGCAGCCUACCACAGAUGUGUACGCGACGGUCCGGCGCAGGGUGAGCCGUAAGCACUCGCUAGGCUCCUCACUGGACCUCGGCCGGCCGCGCAGCGACCUCUUCCGCCAGAGCAUCGUGCCCCGCCUCCGUCGCCGCGGCGACAACAGCGCCCGCCUCUCCUCGUCCUGCUCUCAGCUCCGCCCACUGGAGGAGCCGAACGCCGACCUGCUGCAGCCCACCUGCUCUGAGGAGCCCAAACAGAAGCAGAGCAAGCGGAAGAGUGUUGCCGCUUUCCUAAGCCAGGUGUUUGGCGGACGUAAGGACGUGAUGGAGUCUCUGAGGAAGGAGCUGGAGGAGGAGCUGAAGCUGAACACAGACGACAUACGGAGCCACGCCUGGUACCACGGGGAGAUAAACAGAGAGGAUGCGGAGGCGCUGCUGGAGCGGGACGGGGACUUCCUGAUACGGAACUCAAACUCCAGUCCCCAUGACUACGUGCUCAGCUGCCGUUGGAAGGACGGGCCCAUGCACUUCAAGAUCAUCCGUGUGGUGCUGCGCCCCAAGAAGGGCUACACGCGGGAGCUUUUCCAGUUUGAGGACGAUCAGUUCGACAACAUCCCGGCGCUGGUCCGUUUCCAUGUGGGUGGACGUCUGCCCAUCUCGCACGGGUCCGGCGCCGUCAUCUUCCACCCAAUCACGCGCACCCUGCCCCUGCGGGUCAUCAGAGAGCGCCAGGCGGCCAAGGCGCCGCGGGACCACAGCAAGAGGCGGAGCCUAAGCUCCACGCACAUGGACAUGCUGCAGGUCAACAACAACAACCUGCUCAGGAGCGGGAGUCAGCCGGCUAACCUGGAGAAUGUGGGCAGGCCCUCCUUACAGUCAGCUCAGUCUGACAGCAACCUGCGCACAGGAGUCCCGCCCAUCAACCAAUCCCCUUCCUGCGGCCCCGCCCCCAUCUCCCCCGUGUUCCGCACGGGCAGCGAGCCGCUCCUGAGCCCGCGCGCGUCCAAGCGCCCCGGCCAAUCCCCGCCCUCCCCUGCCUCGUGCGCCUCGCCUUCGCCCUCGGGCAGCUUGGGGGGCGUCACCCUCCGCGGCUCCGACGGCCAGCUGCACUCCCGGGCGCCGCCCAAGCCCCUCCGCGUCUCCGCCCUCUUCCCCCCCGCCAACAACGCCGCCCCCCCGCCCUCCCCCUCGGCGCUGGCCGCGGCGAUGGCGGCGGCGCCGUCGUCGAGGUCGCGCCAAGACCCCUCGUGCUUCUACGACGUCCUGGUGCCGCAGAUCCCGCCGUCCAUGCUGCCCCGCGGGCACGCCGCCCGCCUCCGCGCCGAGGAGAAGUGGCAGAGCCGCGCCCGCCUCACCGAGACCAGCUUCGGCUUCCUGGAGACGACGACCACGCCGCCGCUGCUACCCCCGCGCCAGCUGGACGGGAGCGCCGAGACGUCGACGUCGACAUCGGCGGCAGCGGCGGCCGAGGACGAGGACGAGGAGGAAGCGGCGACGGCGUUCGUGAGGCCGCGCGAGGAGACGGAGUCGAGCUUCCGGCUGGGGACGUUCGAGUCGCUGCUGCUGCCGGAGGGGAACAAGCCCCUGGAGCAGGCGGUGCUGAUGCAGCUCAAGGAGCUGUUCUCGCGCGUGCCCGCACGCACCACCGCACUGCACAUGCUCAGUGUGGACUGCCAGGUUGCCCGUAUCACCGGGGUGACGAUGGAGCAGAGGAGGAUGAUGGGAGUGAACUCUGGUUUGGAGCUCAUCACGCUACCGCACGGCAGCCAGCUCAGACAAGACCUGCUGGAGAGGCACCACCUGAUCUCCCUGGGCAUCGCGGUGGACCUGCUGGGCUGCACGGGCACGGUGGGGCAGCGGGCGACCGUCCUGCACAAGAUCAUCCAGCUGGCAGAGCAGCUGAAGACCGGCGCCCGCGACCUCUACGCCUUCUCCGCCAUCAUGGCCGCGCUGGAGAUGCCACAGGUCACGCGGUUAGAGAUGACAUGGAGAGCUCUGAGGAGGAACCACACAGACAGCGCUGUGCUUUUCGAGAAGACACACAAACCCUUCAUGAAGGCUCUCAACGAGGGCGAUGACUCGGUGGUGUCGGGUCCCGUGGCGGUGCCCCACAUCGUGCCGCUGCUGCGUCUGAUGGAGGGGGAGGAGCCUGUGGAGCACGCGGACCCAGAGAAGGGGUGUGGCCUCCUCUACAGCCUCCUGCAGGCGGCGCGCUCCACCGCCGUGAGCGCCGCAGAGCACCAGCAGCACGCUAGCAGCCUGCUCUCAGCCGGCUGGGAGCCGAUCCCGGAGCUCCUGGAGGCGUUCCGGACGGAGUUUGCGCUGCGUCUGUUCUGGGGUCAGUCGGGGGCGGAGGCGGAGCGCCAGGAGCGCUACGAGAAGUUCGACAAGAUCCUCACCGUCCUCUCUAGCAAGCUGGAGCCACUCGAGGUGCCCACCGAGACCCUGUGAAGUUCGACAAGAUCCUCACCGUCCUCUCUAGCAAGCUGGAGCCACUCGAGGUGCCCACCGAGACCCUGUGAACUUUGAACUUUGCCCCUUUUACACUGUGACCUUGACCUUGACCUUGGCUGGUGUGGAAGUUCCCACACGGGUCUUUGACCUUGGAUCAUUUCUGGGGGUGGAUCUUUUCCCCGGAACUCUCCGGAGUGGUGUUCCUGUUGGCUGUAUGCGUGCCAAUGGGUCCUACAAACUGACUUGGAAUCAGCCACAUCGGGCCACUACAUGGCGUUACGAGCUAAAGCUGAAACUGCAUCUCUGAUCUGGAAUCAGUGGCCGUAGAGGAGAAGCACACUGUCUGUAAAUGUAUAUUUGUUUAUAUUUGAUCUCAACAGCCAAACAAAUAGACACCUGUCUUCAACAGAAUGAGACAGAAUGUGAUUGGGCUCAGAAUCGCUUGGUAUACCUUUAAAGUUUUUUUCUGUUUUGUGUGUUUAAACCAUCAAAAACGACCUUGGAAAUAGCAAUAUAAUGAGAAAACACCAUAAAUAUAUAUAGUAUAUAUGUCUAUGGAAAACACUGUAUUGAUGUCAUAAAGGCCUUUGUUCCAUGAUGGCAUCCGAUGAAGUUGGCGCUCAAAGCCAGGCCAGCUCUCUUGAAACGCCAGGUCAAGUCAAAGGUAUUGUACCACACAGCUGUGUUUGAGAUAACUGGAACACGUGCAGAAUUCCACUUAGCUCAUUUUGAGUGACAAUCUCUUGGAUGCCCAUCCUGCUGUGUAUUGUACCACACGGCUGUGUUUGAGAUAACUGGAACACGUGCAGAAUUCCACUUAGCUCAUUUUGAGUGACAAUCUCUUGGAUGCCCAUCCUGCUGUGUAUUGUACCACACGGCUGUGUUUGAGAUAACUGGAAACGUGCAGAAUUCCACUUAGCUCAUUUAAGGGAGUGACAAUCUCUUGGAUGCCCAUCCUAUUGUGUAUAGAUUAGUCACUCGGAAGAAAACAAGGUCACCAGAACUGGGGAAAAACAGGAAAAGAGGACUUUUGGACUAACCCAACAAUUUCUGACUCAGGGUGUGGGUUGGGUGACGCAUGGUGAGGUUGAAUUUGAUGAUCAAAGACUCAUGUGGCAAUCUUGUGCCCCAAGUCUGAAUGUCACAAUCAGGCUCCCAAAUCAUGACGUCACAAUCAGGCUCUCAUUAAAAAACUGGCAAGGCAAUUGAUCACUAAAUUAAGACUAGAUAUAGAAACCUGAGACAAUAUCACUCUUACUCAACAUCAGUAAGCAGUUGUAAUAUACUGUAAAGACAACACAAAAAUGCACAUAUGCCACUGCGGGAGCCCAUAUUUGUUUUCCGAGCUGACCUGAUGAACACAGUUUUGAUUUUUUUUGGAAGUUGGGAUUUGUUCAAGUUGGAUCUUUCUGCGUUUACGGUUAUCGUGAAUGCAGCCUUAUUAGUGAAUCGGUCAUCGUGAAUGCAGUAAGGAGGCUACCUCUGGACUAGUGUCUAAAAGGUCUGUGUGCUUCUGACAGUAUACAGGGCGUUUAAAGCGUACCUUACACUGACAGAUGUUGACAAGGUUUGGGAAAGAUUCUUGAAAGAUUGUAGUCUUUUGAGUAAAGCUUGAAUGAGGGGCAUUAGUUAAAAGACUACAAUCUUUCAAGAAUCUUUCCCAAAUCUUGUCAAAGUCGGUCAGUGUAAGUGUGUGAAUGAUGAUGCAUUCUGACUGACUGGAUGGGUUUGACCACAUGCAUGCUUUUUGGGAAAAUGUUUUGGUGUGACAUUUCAAAAAUGUGUUUACAUCUAUUUUGGUGUAUUUGUGUGUGAACGAGUGAGAGAAUGAACAAAAGUGUACAAAGAUGUGUGUUUAUUUGUUAGCAUGUGUGUGUGUGUGUGUGUGUGUGUGUGAGAGAGAGAGAUUUGUGAGUGUGUGGGGAGAUGUGCAGUAAAUUUCGCAAUCCCUCUGUCAUUAGUAUUGUUCAUGAUUUACUGUGAGACUUCAUGUCAACGUUUCAUCACUGGAGGGUUUCAAAAUAAAAGCUUGUUGUACAAAAAAUAA